This is a messenger RNA of Homalodisca vitripennis (glassy-winged sharpshooter), 2772 nucleotides long. RefSeq lists its product as uncharacterized. NCBI's taxonomy places the organism in Eukaryota, Metazoa, Arthropoda, Insecta, Hemiptera, Cicadellidae. The transcript is spliced from 13 exons. The coding region runs from base 39 to 2714 and encodes 891 amino acids. The record is from RefSeq and is a predicted model, not a curated record.
CACAACUGCUGUAAUAUAGUGUUGUCUUCUCCAUCGCCAUGGCCAGUGGUGUUGCGCUGUUGCUCCUACUUCUCAUUGCCACUGUUAAAGGGUUUCCAAUCUCUUUAGAUGAUGUGGAACAUGUUGGUUGCUACAAUGAUGAAUUCGCUAAAAACAGUUUCUAUAAAAUUCACAUGCCGCUGAGUGUUAUCCAAAGUGUUAACUUUUGUAACCAUAGACUAUUAAAGUAUGUUGGAAUACAGACAAACCUAAGCUCAUUUAAUCCUGCUUAUGUGUCACCAUAUUGUGGAGACGACAUCCCAGAAAGAUCUACAAAAUCCAACAGCUGUCAUCCAUGUGUAGACAAUUCCACCAUGUUCUGUGGAGGAGAAAACUCAAUAUCAGUCUAUAAAAUAUCUGAGCUUGCGAGCUUUAUUGUGCUACUAGCCACUCAAACUGGGAUUAAGAUGAUCGCAGAUAAUAGCAAUACCCCGUUUAGCAUUGAAGGGAUCACAAAUGAUGUAAUAAGCGUCGAUUUCAAUUACAAGCUCAACAGUAUUAUUUUCUCUACAUACCGUACAAUAUCAAGGUUAAUCAUGUUCCUAAGAAAUGGCCAUCUUAGCUUUCUUGAACUUGGAACAAAUUCCUUGAGGAAUUUAAAUUUGAGUUUACCCUACAUAUAUAAAGUUCACAGAAUUUCUAUAAAUACGAGGCACAAAGCAUUGUAUGCGAUUGGAGAGGCAGACGCCUUAUUGUAUUAUCUAUUCAGUAUGAAUUACGACGGGUCUAAUAUGAAAAAGCUGUAUGAAGGCCCAGAGCUAAUUAAUCCUAGCGGGCUUGGAGUGGUGGACAACAAAGUUGUAUGGGCAGCCUACAAUGAUACUAACGACAUGAAUGUUUUGUAUAUGUGCUACUUAUCACCCAUCUGCCAGGCAAACAACAUAACAAUUAUCUACGAGUCUAACGAGGUAAUACGUGAUGUGAAGUUGUACAGUCCAGAAGUGCAGAUGCCCGACAAAGAGAUGCUCUGCUUGCAGCUCUUCUGCUCUCACAGUUGUAAGAUGACUACGCCCUUUAUUGCUACCUGUACUUGUCCUGACGACCUGGUGUUAGGCCCGGAUAAUACAACCUGCCUAGAAAAACCAAAACCGAAGAAGGAUCCUCAAGACAUUGGCUGCUACACGAUUUCGUACUCUGAGAGUCGACUGUACAAGGUGCAUCACCCUCUGUCUUGGGAAGAAUGUAUAAACUUGUGCAACAGAAGGAGUUCCGUAUACGCAGGGAUACAAGCAGAACAAGGGUAUCCCACAUACAAUUUUGUGUUCUGUGGCAACGACAUUAAACAACACUCGACAACUGCUAACAGUUCUCUCUGUCUACCUUGUAUGGAUGACAAGACCCGACUCUGCGGGGGACAAAACACGCUUUCUCUUUACCAGCUUAGAGAAUCAAAUCCCUUAGUGCUUUAUUUAGCAACUGAAAGUGGACUGAAGAUAUUUUCGACUGAAUCUUUAUCUACAGAAGCUUUAACGGGUUCGUCGUCACCUACCACAGCUGUAGGUUUUUCCUAUUGGGAAGACGAUAUCUUUUCCUUAUCUCAUCUAGGUAUUUCAAGGUUAUACUACAGCCCUUUCUCGGACAUGUACAUUGAGUCAACUCUUGUAUUCGAAUGUGAUUCCUCCAUGGCUAUAGAUUGGAUAAACAAGUACAUCUAUUGCAGGAGACGAGGCAAUUCAUAUUUUUAUGAAAUUGAUUGGACUCGUCAAAAACCACCCAGACAAUUAAUGUCAUUCUAUAACAAUUUACAGGACAUGGAAGUGGAUCCUUUUGCAAGACAGCUCUUUUUUGUGGAGAAUGGACAACUGAGCCGUCUCUCGAUUUAUGAGAAUUCUCGUAUUAAAUAUGAUUACGAAAAACUGCAUUUGAAAAAGGUGCUGAAAAUUGCUCUUGACGUAGAACUCAAGUUUGUUUACCUGAUAGGGAUUGAAAAUGAUGAAAAUCACUGUUUGAUCAAAACCGACUACGAGUUCAAACAGAUGAGAGUGUUAUAUAGCGGAGAUCAUGUCACUGACCCGAUUUCUGUGGAUGUCCUAAAGCGAGAUGUGAUUUGGGGAGUAAAAUCCGAUGAUGGCUUCUUCGUCUACAGAUGCGAGCUUACUCCGAGAUGUCUGAAAGACAAUAUACAGCGUCUCUAUCGGUCCAGCGAGGCCAUCCAUGACAUUAAAAUAUACCACCCAGAUAAGCAGCCUCACAAUGCUAUGUACCUCUGCUCAAGACUCCAGUGUUCACACAACUGUUCUGUAACUCAGGAUCAGGUCAGCUGUACUUGUCCAGAUGGGAUGUCGCUGUCUUCCGAUAACGUCACUUGCCAAGACAUUACAUCUACAACCAACCCAACAUCUGUGGAGCAGUCGGAGACUUCCAAGGUUACAGCAUCUUUCCCACACUUCCUGAUGUCGACUCCUUCCGCCGCAGUUGUGCACCAAGAACUUCCUCAGGAAUACACCAAAGCUACUCCACCGUCUAACGUCGACACAAGCAAUGAGACCAGCGAUAGACUGCCUGUCAUUGUAACGUGUGUGGUAGGAAUCUUGGCGGUAGUUGGUUUGCUGUUGUUUGUUGUGUGGAGAACUAAACACGAAUUAAUCCCGAACUUAGGGAAUAGCUACGCACAGAAUUCACAGCUGGAACUGACUCACUCGAAUGUAGCAGCAUUUGACAAUGUUUCUAAUUAAUAGGUUAAAAGUUAUUGUAAACUGAAGUCAUCGACAAUAAUAGUAUUGUUCAGAAAUA